AUGCCGGACAACAAUUCCGCAAAAAUGCUGUCCGUCUCGAAUCCGGCCGGCAGAAGACGUAGAGGUGCACAACGAGCUAGGUGGUUAAACCAAGUGAAGCAAGAUCUUGGAAGUGUGAAACUCUCAAGAAACUGGAGGCAAGCUUGUGACGCAGGUGGAAUACUGAACGAUGUUUUACCAGGAAGAACGACCAACCGAGUUCCUUCACCGUACAACCGCUACGAUUCCCGACACCCAAAGGUCUUCCGAUCCCAACGAACACCCGUUCAGCCGAGGAAAUCCGACGAAUCUGACAUCUUCAGGGGAUUUCCAGAUGAUGAGGUUCAGCAUACCGUGAAAAUGAAUCAACCCGCAGCUGCUGAUAAGCAAACUACGAAGCAACUUUCACUUUCCCGACAACGUGAUCAAGUUAUGUCGAAACUGGUUCGCAUCUACAACGCCGUUAAGGACAUCGAGCUUGGCUUGCCGCUACUCAAGUUUGAAGCCAAGAAGUUGGAAGCCGUGUACGCAGAGUUUUCUGGUUUUCAUAGCCAAAUCAUUGCUAUAAUACCAGAAGAACAAAUCGCAGCGCAGGAAGCAGCAUAUGUACGAUUCGAAAAACUCUACGAUUGGACAUCCGCUCAAGUCGAGUCACUCAUCAUCAAGCAAGAAAAUACCAAGCCGUCGCAAGUCAUUCUGCAGCAGCAACCGUUGAAGGCUCCGAUUCCUGUCUUUGAUGGUGAUUACACAAAUUGGCCCAAAUUCAAAGCCAUUUUUAUGGAUGUGAUGGCACAAUCCCGCGAUUCCGACGCUGUAAAGCUGUACCACCUAGACAAAGCAUUGACAGGAGCGGCUGCAGGAAUAUUAGAUGCGAAGGUUAUCAACGAGGGAAACUACGAGCUAGCAUGGAAGAUUCUCACCGAAAGGUUUGAAAACACGAGAGUGAUUGUAGAGACGCACAUCCAAGGAUUACUGUCAUUUAAAAGGAUGACGUCCGAAUCCAGCAAGGAACUACGGAAUCUUCUUGAUGUAUGCACCAAGAAUGUGCAAAGCUUGGAGUAUCUUUGCCAGCAAUUAAUUGGUGUAUCCGAACUGAUCGUAGUAUACCUACUAACAGCAGCGUUCGACAAAUCAACCCGUAAGCAUUGGGAGCAGUCAUUUAAGCCUGGUGAGUUGCCAACAUACAAGGAGACAGUGGAAUUUAUGAAAUCGCAUUGUCAAGUGUUGGAGCGAUGCGAAACUGCCAAUCAAAUUCCGACCACGAAAGUGACUUCCGCGCUAAAGCAGUCAUCACCAACUUCAAAGUUUAUCGUUAAUCGAGCUCAUGCUGCGACUUCAAGCGAGACCUCGCCGUCAGAAAAAUGUGACUUUUGCAGUGGUACACAUCUUAACUACCAAUGCAAUAAGUUUGGCACCAUUUCGAGUAAAGAAAAGAUGGAAAAGAUACGCGCCGCAGGGAUUUGCUUCAACUGUCUGCGGAAAGGACAUCAAUCCAGAAACUGCCCAUCAUUGAAAAGUUGUCGUAAGUGCCAGAAGCGACACCACACGCAGUUGCAUGAAGACAGCGUAGCUUCUAAGCAUGAGAUUUCACCCUCGCCCAUCACUGCUUCUGUUCCGAAGGAAGAGCCUCCUCAGCUAGCUACAUCAGUUCCGAUGCCAACCAAAUCCAGUGAACCUCCAGUGCUCACAGCCUAUACGGGUAGCCGUAACCGAGUUUCUCAAAUGGUACUACUCCAAACCGCACUAGUAAAUGUAAUUGAUAAGGAACAACAACUGCAUCCAUGCCGCAUUCUCCUAGACUCAGGAUUUCAAGUUAAUUUCAUCACAGAAAGAAUGGCUAACAUUCUCAACAUCGAACGCCAACCCAUCAACGUACCAAUAGCAGGAAUAAACAACCUACGAAUGACAGCUCGUGAGAAGGUGAUAAUUGAGUUUCAAUCCCGCUGCAGUGAUUUCCGCGCCAAGUUAGAAUGUUUGAAUACAACCAAGAUGACUGGUGUCAUCUCUUCAAAAAACAUCGACGUCGCGAACUUAAACAUUCCGAAAGGAGUUCAGUUAGCUGAUCCUACGUUCUUUCGACCUAGUAACAUAGAUAUGCUAAUCGGAGCAGCAAUGUUCUUCGACCUCAUCAAAGCAGACUACAUAACGAUUGGAGCCAAUUUACCAGUGCUACGAGACUCACAUUUGGGAUGGCUGGUUGCUGGCACAAUUCAGUCAGACACCACUGCCGAUGAUUGCCAGUAUUCGCAAGUGGCAUCGAUUCAGACCUUGAAUGAUCCGAUGCAGAAGUUUUGGCAAUUUUAA
Messenger RNA from Wyeomyia smithii (pitcher-plant mosquito), 2283 nucleotides. RefSeq lists its product as uncharacterized. The record is from RefSeq and is a predicted model, not a curated record. NCBI's taxonomy places the organism in Eukaryota, Metazoa, Arthropoda, Insecta, Diptera, Culicidae. Bases 1 to 2283 code for a protein of 760 amino acids. The transcript has 2 exons. Gene Ontology annotation, molecular function: zinc ion binding; nucleic acid binding.